Molecule: messenger RNA, 664 nt
Organism: Scylla paramamosain (green mud crab)
Lineage: Eukaryota; Metazoa; Arthropoda; Malacostraca; Decapoda; Portunidae
Exons: 4
Coding region: 27-509 (160 amino acids)
Source: RefSeq, a predicted model, not a curated record
AGCCAGGUACAGCCGUUCACAAAUUGAUGAAGCAGCUGGUGGUACACGACGACGAUGCACGAGCUACCAGGGAUUUCCAGCAAGGAAAAAUGGCAGCCAUAGCAAACACUUACAGCCUAUGGACUAUAACAACGCGAAGCUGUGACUAUUACAUCGCGGAUACACUCUUCACCACCUCCACUUCCUCCUUCAGUUUGGCUUUCCCAAAGGGUUCUAAGUUAAAGCCCAUAGUUGAUUCCAUCCUGUAUCGUCUGAUGGAGGGCGGCAUUACAGAUCACCUAUUGCAAUCAAACUUUCAUGAGGCCAAAAAAUGUUAUAAGAAGCUUUCCAUUACCUCCAACGCCAGCCUUAGGUCCCUGGAGCUUGGAGAUUUCUACGGAAUUUUCUCUCUCUUUGGAGGAGGUGUGUUUGCAUCAGUUGUCAUCUUCCUGAUGGAGUUAUGCUUCCACAAACUUUGCUUGUUAGGAUUUUUCUCAACUUUGUCCACUCAACACCCUUUGUAUAAUUAGCAUCGCCUAAAUUACUAUUACAUAAGAUCCCCUUGGUAAUUAUCUAGAGUCCUUUCCCAACCUUAUUACUGGUCUACUCUCUUCCAUUCUUUCGCAUACACCUUUAGAUACACCUAAAACAUAAAUGUGAAGUUGGGGAGAAGUAUCCCCUUCCC